Molecule: messenger RNA, 663 nt
Organism: Cylicostephanus goldi
Lineage: Eukaryota; Metazoa; Nematoda; Chromadorea; Rhabditida; Strongylidae
Source: the annotation of a GenBank genome assembly
UUGUCACACUACAGACUUCGAUUUCAAUAUUUUUUACUUCUUAAAACUUACCGUGGAACGACUGUUAAGUUCAAAGAGAUCUCGGAAUUAUCAAUUGUAAGAAAAUCUCAAGUUUAUUCUAGAGAUCACGGUGUUCCCGCCUUUGUUCAAUGGAGAUCAUUCUGCGGUUUACCGGAAGUUAGGGACUUUGAUGACCUCAACAAGACUAUCUCAAACAAAGUGGUCGUAGAAAAUCUCCGAGUCAUCUACAAACAUGUUGGUGCUAUUGAUAUGUAUGUCGGUUCAUUGUUGGAGGAUCCCUUGCCCAGUUCGCUUGUUGGACCAACAUUAGCUUGUAUUAUUGGAGAACAAUUCAAGCGAACUAGAGAUGGUGACAGGUGCACCGAGCGAAAGAACUGGCUCCUAGCUCGUUGUCCUUUGUUGAUGCGCAAGAUCGCCAGCGAAAACCCGGUGUUCCUGGCUAAAAACGUGGGUUUAGCAGCUUCGCGAGAAAAUGUGCUUAUUUACAGGCUCUACUUCGAGAAUCCGAAGGUGUUUACGCCAGAGCAAGUGAUCCAAAUCCGAAAAGUGACGAUAGCACGAAUUCUGUGCGAUGCUGGGGAACAUUUCGCUUUUGUGCCACGUCGAGCAUUCGAUGUAUUCAGACCGACUAAGGAUGAACAU